Molecule: messenger RNA, 3293 nt
Organism: Labrus bergylta (ballan wrasse)
Lineage: Eukaryota; Metazoa; Chordata; Actinopteri; Labriformes; Labridae
Source: RefSeq, a predicted model, not a curated record
AAUCUGAACCGGAAGUGACGUAGUCAUCCGCGGCGUGUUCACUAGAACAUUAGCAUGUUAGCAGCCAGCUGUUAUCAGACGGUCAGACCGUGUUUCUCUCGGUGUUUCCGUCUCUAACCGUAAAACAGGACAAUCAUCAAAACAUGAAGCGAAAACAAGAUGGCAACCAGAGAAGAUCAACCGAAAGACAGAGAGGAGGAGGAGAGAGAGGAAGAGCAGAAGGAGAGGAGGAGGAGGAGGAGGAGGAGAGACUCUCAGAGGUAGAGGCCGCAGAUUACCCAGAAUGCAAUGAGGGCGGAUCCUUGGCGCUGGAUGUAAAAGUGGAGGAUGGUGGUGAUGAAGGAAGCAGACAGGAUCCCUCCUCCAGUUCUCUGGCCGACGGCUCGGUGAAGAAGUCGUCUUCCCUGAGCAGCAGAAAACAAGGAGCGAGUGGCGAGCUGACGGCUGACGUGGUUAAAGAGAAGAAAGAACAUCGGUGUGGCGAGCUGACGGCUGACGUGGUUAAAGAGAAGAAAGAACAUCGGUGUGGCGAGCUGACGGCUGACGUGGUUAAAGAGAAGAAAGAACAUCGGUGUGGCGAGCUGACGGCUGACGUGGUUAAAGAGAAGAAAGAACAUCAGUGUGGCGAGUGUCUGAAGAGCUUCGACCGGCCGUGUCGUCUGCAGGUCCAUCAGAGGACGCACACGGGCGAGCGGCCGUUUGAAUGCUCACACUGUCACAAACGUUUUCAGAGUAAAUCCGUCCUGUUGGCUCACCUGAAGACACAUGGCGGCGAGCGCCCGUUCUGCUGCCAUGAGUGCGGGAAGUGUUUCGUGCACAGGCGGGCUCUGGUGGAGCACGCCAGGACACACACGGGCGAAAGGCCCUUCAGCUGUCAGCACUGCAGUCUGAGCUUCCUUGCUAAGAGCCACCUACAGCGCCACCUGUUGACCCACACGGAUGAGCGUCGUCAUCAGUGCGUAGAAUGCGGGAAGUGCUACAAGAGGAAGGAGCACCUGAGCAGCCACAUGCGAGUGCACAGCGGCGAGCGUCCGUUCAGCUGCAGGCUCUGCGGACGCAGCUACAGAGAGCGAGGGCGACUAGGACUGCACCUGCGCACGCACACGGGAGACAGUAAACGCCACGCCUGCUCGCUCUGCGGCCUGCGUCUGGUGUCGGCCAACCACCUGCAGAGACACAUGCAGACGCAUGGCGGCGAGCAGCUGCACAGCUGCCCUGAUUGCAGUAAACACUUCAGCAGGAAGGACAAGAUGAGGGAGCACAUGAGGAUCCACACCGGAGAGACACCGUACCAGUGCUCCCAGUGCUCACUACGCUUCAGGUGGAGGGCAGCGCUCAACGCUCACUUCAACACACACACAGCAAGUGACCAAGCGCUCUGAUUGGACGGCAGCAUUAAUCAGCACUUCAUCACACAUCAGACACGCCCACACGUCCCAGGACAGAGAGAACCGCUGACCUUGCCAUCAUGUUAGCAGGCUGUCACGUUAGCAGGCUGUCUCGUUAGCAGGCUGUCUCGUUAGCAGGCCGUCUCGUUAGCAGGCCUACACAUUAGCAGGCUAUAACGUUAGCAGGCUGUCACGUUAGCAGGCUGUCACGUUAGCAGGCUGUCACGUUAGCAGGCUAUAACGUUAGCAGGCUGUCACGUUAGCAGGCUGUCACGUUAGCAGGCUGUCAUGUUAGCAGGCUGUCAUGUUAGCAGGCUAUAAUGUUAGCGGGCUGUCACGUUAGCGGGCUGUCACGUUAGCUGGCUGUCACGUUAGCUGCCUGUCACGUUAGCGGCCUGUCACGUUAGCGGCCUGUCACGUUAGCUGGCUGUCACGUUAGCUGGCUGUCACGUUAGCGGCCUGUCACGUUAGCUGCCUGUCACGUUAGCGGGCUGUCACGUUAGCGGCUGUCACGUUAGCUGGCUGUCACGUUAGCUGGCUGUCACGUUAGCUGGCUGUCACGUUAGCGGCCUGUCACGUUAGCUGGCUGUCACGUUAGCGGGCUGUCACGUUAGCGGGCUGUCACGUUAGCUGGCUGUCACGUUAGCUGGCUGUCACGUUAGCAGGCUAUCACGUUAGCGGGCUGUCAUGUUAGCUGGCUGUCACGUUAGCAGGCUAUCACGUCAUGUUAGCAGGCUGUCAUGUUAGCAGGCUAUCACGUUAGCAGGCUAUCACGUCAUGUUAGCAGGCUGUCAUGUUAGCAGGCUAUCACGUUAGCAGGCUAUCACGUCAUGUUAGCAGGCUGUCACGUUAGCAGGCUAUCACGUUAGCAGGCUGUCACGUUAGCAGGCUGUCACGUUAGCAGGCUGUCAUGUUAGCAGGCUGUCAUGUUAGCAGGCUGUCAUGUUAGCAGGCUAUAAUGUUAGCAGGCUAUAACGUUAGCAGGCUGUCACGUUAGCAGGCUGUCACGUUAGCAGGCUGUCAUGUUAGCAGGCUAUAACGUUAGCAGGCUGUCACGUUAGCGGGCUGUCACGUUAGCUGGCUGUCACGUUAGCUGGCUGUCACUUUAGCUGGCUGUCACGUUAGCGGCCUGUCACGUUAGCGGCCUGUCACGUUAGCGGGCUGUCACGUUAGCUGGCUGUCACGUUAGCGGCCUGUCACGUUAGCUGCCUGUCACGUUAGCUGCCUGUCACGUUAGCUGGCUGUCACGUUAGCUGGCUGUCACGUUAGCUGGCUAUCACGUCAUGUUAGCAGGCUGUCACGUUAGCAGGCUAUCACGUCAUGUUAGCAGGCUGUCAUGUUAGCAGGCUAUCACGUUAGCAGGCUAUCACGUCACGUUAGCGGGCUGUCACGUUAGCUGGCUGUCACGUUAGCGGGCUGUCACGUUAGCUGGCUGUCACGUUAGCGGCUGUCACGUUAGCUGGCUGUCACGUUAGCGGGCUGUCACGUUAGCGGGCUGUCACGUUAGCUGGCUGUCACGUUAGCUGGCUGUCACGUUAGCGGGCUGUCACGUUAGCUGGCUGUCACGUUAGCUGGCUGUCACGUUAGCGGGCUGUCACGUUAGCUGCUGUCACGUUAGCUGGCUGUCACGUUAGCGGGCUGUCACGUUAGCUGGCUGUCACGUUAGCUGGCUGUCACGUUAGCUGGUUGUCUCUUUGAGUUUCUACAUUUCUACAUGCCGCUACUUAAACUCCGCCUUCUUUCUCUCAGACGUUACAUCACACACCGUUUUCUACACAGGAAUGUGUAGAAAAGUAAACUGACAAAUAAAGAAAAAGUUUUGGAAUAAGUUGUGUAAUAAAAGUCUCAUUAAGCCCUCACUGUUCAUGAAAGAUUUUGAAAUGUAAAUAAAGAGGUUUAUAUUUA